CCUUAAUCGAGCUGACUAAGAUCAAUAAAAAAGCAAACAAAAAAAGCAAAACAAACAGCGGCUUAAACAAGAAUUCUAGCUUUUGUGUUUUCAGUGUGUGUGCGUUCGUUGUGUUGUGUGUGGGCAAGUUGUUACAUAAAAACAAAAAGGAAAAUAAUAAAAAAAAAACACAACCGAGACACAUUUUUCCACGGUGGAAUACUACUAUCUAAGUUUUUUUUAUUGUUGUUUUGGUGUGUGCAAGAAAACAAGAGUGAAGAAAAUGUUGUUCAACAAAUGCCUGGAAAAGUUGUCCAGCUCGCUGGGCAAUGUGGUCAAUCACAAGCUGCAAGAGAAACAAGUCUACAAUAAUAAUAAUAAUAAUAACAACAACAACAAUAAUAAUAGUAUAAACAACAAUGCGUACAAUAAGCAGCGCAACUUUGAGUACGAAAGAGCCAUACAAGCGCACUACGGAAGUGGUAAGGGAAGACGAUCGGAGGAGCGGGAAAGGAGCGGCAAGUUCAAGGCCGCCAAGAGUCAGAAGUCAAAGAGCACCCCACCGGAGACACCAGAGGCCCAGGCAAAGGAAACGGCGUGCAAGAACUGCAUGACCCACGACGAGCUGGCCCAGAUCAUCAAGGGUGUGGCCAGGUGCACUGACCAAAGUAAUCAGCACAACAACCGCCUGAACAAUCGUAGACGUCGUCCCCUGUCCGCCCAACCCUCUGCCGCCGCAUCUGCCUCCACGUCCACCGAAUCCCUCCACCGGCUCACUCCCAGCCCCCAGGCCUCCUACCCGGCCACGCCCACCUCCUGGACAGCCACCCCGCCCCAAUUCCCGACAGCCUUCGGCGGAGCCAGCUGCUCCACCAGCACCCUCGCCCUUUUGGCCAACAUGCGGUUCCAGCUUCACGGUUACACAUGGUUUCAUGGCAAUCUUUCUGGCAAGGAAGCGGAAAAAUUGAUCCUGGAUCGUGGCAAGAAUGGUUCUUUUCUUGUCCGUGAAUCUCAGAGCAAACCUGGCGAUUUUGUCCUAUCCGUGCGGACGGACGACAAAGUAACGCAUGUCAUGAUUCGAUGGCAGGACAAGAAGUACGACGUCGGCGGCGGCGAAUCGUUUGCCACCCUGUCGGAACUUAUUGAGCACUACAAGCGUAAUCCCAUGGUGGAGACGUGUGGAACAGUGGUGCACCUGCGGCAACCCUUCAACGCCACGCGAAUCACGGCAGCCGGAAUCAAUGCCCGGGUGGAACAGCUGGUCAAGGUGAGUGAUGAUGAAGUGCCCCCAACUUUUCCCAACACUUAUCCCACCCGAUUUCAGGGAGGCUUCUGGGAGGAGUUCGAGUCACUGCAGCAGGACAGUCGGGACACCUUCUCGCGCAACGAGGGCUACAAGCAGGAGAACCGGCUGAAGAACCGCUACCGCAACAUAUUGCCAUACGACCACACGCGCGUUAAGCUGCUGGACGUGGAGCACAGCGUGGCCGGGGCGGAGUACAUCAAUGCCAACUACAUACGCCUGCCCACCGACGGCGACCUGUACAACAUGAGCAGCUCGUCUGAGAGCCUGAACAGCUCGGUGCCCUCGUGCCCCGCCUGCACGGCGGCCCAGACCCAGCGUAACUGCUCCAGUUGCCAAGUGCUGAACAAGACGUGCGUGCAGUGCGCGGUGAAGAGCGCAACGCUGCCGUACAGCAACUGUGCCACCUGCAGUCGCAAAUCGGACUCGCUGAGCAAGCACAAGCGCAGCGAGUCUUCGGCCUCGUCCUCGCCCUCCUCCGGCUAUGGGUCGUCGGGAGCCAGCGGAGUGAGCAGCGUCAACGGACCGGGCACACCCACCAAUCUCACAGGCGGCGGCACGACCAGCUGUCUGGCCGGUCUGCUCAAAAAGCACUCUAACGAUUCGUCGUACGGUUCGGGAUCGGUAGCUGGAGCUGGUGGAGCCGGCUCAUCGUCCAUGUCGAUGGCUGAGCGGGAGCGUGAGAGGGAGCGCGAAAUGUUCAAGACAUAUAUCGCCACCCAGGGCUGCCUGCUCACCCCGCAGGUGAACACGGUGACGGACUUUUGGAACAUGGUCUGGCAGGAGAACACACGGGUAAUCGUGAUGACCACCAAGGAGUACGAGCGCGGCAAGGAGAAGUGCGCCCGCUACUGGCCGGACGAGGGCAAGACGGAGCAGUUCGGCCAGGCUCGGAUACAGUGUGUCUCGGAGAACUCGACCAGCGACUACACGUUGCGCGAGUUUCUCGUCUCGUGGCGGGAUCAGCCAGCACGCCGCAUCUUCCACUACCACUUCCAGGUGUGGCCGGAUCACGGCGUGCCCGCCGAUCCGGGCUGUGUGCUCAACUUCCUGCAGGACGUCAACACGCGCCAGAGUCACCUGGCCCAAGCGGGCGAGAAGCCGGGUCCCAUUUGCGUGCACUGCUCGGCGGGCAUCGGACGCACUGGCACUUUCAUAGUGAUCGACAUGAUCCUUGACCAGAUCGUGCGCAAUGGAUUGGAUACCGAAAUCGACAUCCAGCGCACCAUACAGAUGGUCCGAUCGCAACGUUCCGGCCUCGUGCAAACGGAGGCGCAGUACAAGUUCGUCUACUAUGCGGUGCAGCACUACAUCCAGACGCUGAUCGCCCGGAAGCGGGCCGAGGAGCAGAGCCUGCAGGUUGGCCGCGAGUACACCAAUAUAAAGUACACGGGCGAGAUUGGCAACGAUUCACAAAGAUCUCCAUUACCACCAGCAAUUUCUAGCAUAAGUUUAGUACCAAGUAAGACGCCAUUGACGACGCCUUCGGCGGAUUCGGGGAUUGGGAUUGGGAUGGGCUUAGGCAUGGGCAUGGCCAUGGCCAUGGGCGUGGGCAACAAGCAUGCUUCGAAGCAGCAGCCGCCUUUGCCUUCGGUGGUCAGUUGCAACAACAAUAACAAUGGCAGCGGCAGCGGCAAUAGCAGUAGCAGCUGCAACAAUGGCAGCAGUCACGGCAGCAGCCACAGCAGCAGCAACGGCUGCAGCAGCAACACCAGCAGCAGCAACGGAAACAGCAACAUCAACGCCCUCCUGGGUGGCAUCGGCUUGGGACUGGGUGGCGGCAAUAUGCGCAAGUCGAACUUUUACAGCGACUCGCUGAAGCAGCAGCAACAGCAACAGCAGCAACUGCAGCAGCGCGAGGAGCAGGCAAUUGCUCCGGCGGGAGCAGGUAAGAUGCAGCUGCCGGCGCCGCCGAUGCGGCCACGUCCUGGCAUACUCAAGUUGCUCACCAGUCCCGUCAUCUUUCAGCAAAAUACAAAAACAUUCCCAAAGACAUGAUCAUCGGCAUGCGACCGCCGAGCCAUGCGCCUGCGCCUGCGCUGCCGCCGCCGCCGACACCGCCGCGCAAAACAUGACAAAUGAAUUUCUAAGUCGCGACGACACGCCACGCCCCCUUGACCAGCCACACCCUCCUAAGCACCCAAUACCCUAAACACCCACCAACCCCCCACACGCACACAGACCACAAGUGAAUUUCACUUAAUUAUGUCACCCAGCCGACCUCCCCGCCCCCUCCCCACCCCCCAAAAAAAAAACCCAAAACCACCCUUGACUAUGUUUUACUGUUGUACGUUCUACGUUUUUUUUUAUAUUAAUUGUAAUCCAUAUACAUUUUUGUAAUUGUGUGUAAUGCUUAGUUGUAUACGUCAUUGUCUCGCUUUAUGUUGUAAGUGUUUCCUGCACACACAAAGCAGUAACCUCCUCCCCCCUUCCCCUACACCCCAGGCAUAUUUAUGUAAUAGUUUUUUAAGAACCCCCGAACCGGAAGUUUAAGAUACAAUCUGGGCGGAACUGCAGCAGAUCCGCCAAAAAAACACAAACAUUUUUAAGAAGAAUCGCAGCAACAAAAUGCUUGGGACCCGUUCCCAGUUCAGUACCGCUUUGGAUUUGCAAGAAUCGGAAUUCUUGGAUAGUAUUUCACUUCUUCGAAUACUUUUUGCGUUAGAUAUGAAAUUGAACUUAGGCCAAAAAUUUAAAUGUAUUGCUCUGGUUGCAAGCCAGAAUAGUUAAAUUUUAAAAAUUUAGUUUUUCACAAUUUUGGUGAGCAUAAUGUAAAAGUUUUCAAUUUAAAUUCAAUCUGGUAACUAUUCAUAUUAUUUCAAUUUCCAAAAACUAUUUACAUUUUCCGUUUCAAGUUUACAAAUAGAAAUCCCGAAAAGUUGUAAUUUCAAAAAAUGUAGGUCCAACUCAGAAAAAUUCAAUUUGAAAUGGAAACGGGUAACCGGUUGGAGUGUGGAAGAUGAAAAAGCAAAUGCAAAUCAAGUUUUUAGUGUUGUAAGUGUUGACAAAAUCGGAGGAGGAGAAGUUAGAGGAGUAACUAAGGCAGUAAGCACGUAACGAUAAUGAUACAAAAAGCGUUGAUUGUGAUUCGAAUGACAGCGAGAACAGUAACAGUAACAGUAACCGUAACCGUAACAGAAACAGAUGAGAACAGAGGCGAACGAGAUCAGAAUAGGGCGGCAGAGACGCCAACCGAACAGAACAGAACAGAUGAGAAGAGAACAGAUUAGAGGUAAACAAAAAAAAGCUAAGAAGCGCUUAAGCGUGUCGUCCCUAGGAUAAGAAAACUAAGAUUACAGCUUGACAGAUCCAGAUCUAUAUCUAUAUCUCUAGCAGCCAAUAUCUAUUUCCCCUUUCCCCUUGUUUCCCUCCCCAUGCCCAAUAAUUUAGUGAUUGUAUGUGUAUGUUAUUGAUCGUAUAUUGAUGAUUAAUUAUAUAACGUUACCCAUUGUGUUACAUUUUAAAUGAUCGAAAAAAUUGUAUUUUUAAAUUUAUAACUUUAGAAAUUAUACAUUUAUUGUGUGUCUGUGUCUCUCUUUCCCUUUCCCUUUCUCUCUCUCACUCUCUCUUUCUGUGUAUGUGCGAGUGUGCCCUUUGACUAAGUUUAUAAUUUCAAACGCUAAAGCAGAAUCAAACUCUAUAUGCAAUAUUUAAGCACGGUACCUUGGGCGCUGCAAAAAAAAACAAAUUAUACAAAAAAAAACCAUUUUCUAAAUCAAAAAUAUACAGGAAGGAAUUACUCAAUAUCAGCAGCAGGAAAAUAAAAACCAUUUAGAUUAAUCUGCAAAUCUAAGUAAUAUAUAGUUAUUAUUACUAUACCUUUAUUUUAUCUUAAUUUACUUUAUGCUUUUGUGCUUUAAAUUGUUAUUCAUCUUGAUCUUGCAAAAACAAAAAAAAAACAA
Molecule: messenger RNA, 5184 nt
Organism: Drosophila gunungcola (fruit fly)
Lineage: Eukaryota; Metazoa; Arthropoda; Insecta; Diptera; Drosophilidae
Gene: csw
Product: tyrosine-protein phosphatase corkscrew
Exons: 7
Coding region: 263-3280 (1005 amino acids)
Biological process (GO): protein dephosphorylation
Molecular function (GO): protein tyrosine phosphatase activity
Source: RefSeq, a predicted model, not a curated record